Maudiozyma barnettii is the source of this 1161-nucleotide messenger RNA. It is a transcript of the gene CTR1, whose product is annotated as high-affinity Cu transporter CTR1. The record is from RefSeq and is a predicted model, not a curated record. Gene Ontology annotation, cellular component: plasma membrane. Bases 1 to 1161 code for a protein of 386 amino acids. Gene Ontology annotation, biological process: copper ion transmembrane transport; intracellular copper ion homeostasis. NCBI's taxonomy places the organism in Eukaryota, Fungi, Ascomycota, Saccharomycetes, Saccharomycetales, Saccharomycetaceae. Gene Ontology annotation, molecular function: copper ion transmembrane transporter activity. The transcript has a single exon.
AUGGAUAGUAUGUCAAUGUCUAUGCCUACUGGUAGCUCCAUGAGCUCGAUGGUAAUGUCCAUGUCUAGUGAUCACACAAUGUCAAUGCCUAGUAGUAGUAAUAGUCCAAUGGUAUCAAUGGUAAUGUCAUCCAUUUCCAGUACCGCAUCGAUGGUUAUGUCUACAAUGACUAUGGAUUCAAGGUAUAUUGUUACAUCUGCUUCAACUUCUGCCAUGGAUAUGUCACAUAAUCAUGGCUCUUCCAGUACAAGUAUGGAUAUGUCUAAUUCCACAUCAUCUUCUGGUAUGAGUAUGGAGAUGGGUAUGAAUUCUUAUUUGACAAGAAAAUAUAAGGAUUAUCCUGUUUUAUUCGAAAAAUUAUAUGCAAAAGAUAAGAAAGGUGCAUUUGGGAUCUUUGUAUUGAUCCUAGCUGCAUGUUUUGUUUAUAAAUUUAUCCUUUUUGUUAGUUGGUGUUUAGAAGUACAUUGGUUUAAGAAAUGGAAUAGAUCUAAAAAAUUUAAUAAGAAUAAUUCAAAUAGCAAUAAAACUAUAGAGGACUAUGAUGACGACGAUGAUGAAUACGACGAUGAACGUACAGAGACCGAAUAUACAGAGGCAGGCGGUCAAAUGGUAGCGUUACCAAAAUUACCUAAUUUAAUGUUCGAGAUUUUUGCACCAUCUUGGAAGGAUAUGUUUCAUGAUAUUGUUAGGAUAUUACUAAUUUUCACUUCAACAAUGUUGAUUUAUAUGCUAAUGCUAGUUGUAAUGACAUUCAUUUUAACUUAUGUCUUUGCCGUUAUUGUUGGAUUAACAUUAUCUGAAGUAUUUUUCAAUAGAUGCAAAAUUAGUACAUUGAGAAGAUGGAAUAUUCAACGUGAAAUCAAAAAGGCAAUGAAUUGUCCAGGUGCUGCAAAUUGUAAAUGUGGUAGACAUGUACAAAAACAACCAAAAAACUCAUUUGAUUCAACAGAUUAUAAUGACCCUGUGACAAGUUAUAAUGAAAAAAAUUCUAAUAAUGAAUCUACUCAAAAUAACAAGGGAAACGAGAAUAAAUGUGUUUGUGAACCUGAUAUUCAUGAUCAAGACAGACGCAUAGAGAGAAGUAUGCUUGAAUCUGCAAGACAGCAGGAACAAAGUAACGAUAUGGAUACAAAUUUACUACCUGCUGAAAAAUUUGCUUAA